CCACUACUCACCUCUUUCACUAUGUCUGGCGGAAUCAACCCUGGCGAUGAAAAACUCAUCUUUGAGUCUUCCGAGGCGGUACCUGUCGUCUCGACCUUCGAUGACCUUGGCUUGAAGGAAGACCUCUUGCGCGGCAUUUACGCGUAUAACUUCGAAAAGCCGUCUGCCAUCCAGCAGCGUGCCAUUCUUCCGAUCAUCCAAGGACGCGAUGUCAUUGCACAAGCACAGUCCGGUACCGGAAAAACUGCAACGUUCUCCAUCUCCAUUCUCCAAUCCAUCGACGUGACAGUUCGCGAGACGCAGGCUCUUGUUCUCUCACCCACCCGCGAGUUGGCCACACAAAUCCAGUCCGUCCUUCUUGCGCUCGGCGACUACAUGAACGUUCAGUGCCAUGCGUGCAUUGGCGGCACGUCCAUCGGCGAGGACAUUCGCAAGCUUGAGUACGGCCAGCACGUAGUCUCAGGAACCCCCGGCCGUGUCUUCGACAUGAUCCGCCGCCGAAGCCUGCGCACCCGGAACAUCAAGAUGCUCGUAUUGGACGAGGCGGACGAACUGCUCAACAAGGGUUUCAAGGACCAGAUUUACGACGUCUACCGUUACCUCCCGCCCGCGACGCAGGUCGUGCUGCUCAGUGCAACGCUCCCCUACGACGUGCUGGAAAUGACGACGAAGUUCAUGACGGACCCUAUCCGCAUCCUCGUCAGGCGUGAUGAGUUGACGCUGGAGGGUAUCAAGCAGUUCUUCGUGGCGGUGGAGAAGGAGGACUGGAAGUUCGACACGCUGUGCGACCUGUACGAUACCCUCACCAUCACGCAAGCGGUCAUCUUCUGCAACACGAGGAGAAAGGUGGAUUGGUUGACGGAGAAGAUGCGGAACGCAAAUUUCACUGUUUCGUCGAUGCAUGGAGAGAUGGCGCAGAAGGAGCGGGAUGCGAUUAUGGCGGAGUUCCGGAGUGGCACGUCGCGUGUCCUCAUCACCACCGAUGUUUGGGCACGCGGUAUUGACGUGCAGCAAGUCUCGCUUGUCAUCAACUACGACCUGCCCGCGAACCGUGAAAACUACAUCCACCGCAUUGGUCGCUCAGGUCGUUUCGGACGGAAGGGUGUUGCCAUCAACUUUGUGACUGUGGAUGACGUUCGUAUACUCCGUGAUAUCGAGCAGUACUAUGGUACUCAGAUUGAUGAGAUGCCGGUCAACGCUGCAGAACUUAUUUAGGCUGUUCCUUGCUUUGUAUCUGCUGUACAUGUAUAGUAUCACCUCGGGAAGUUUUCCUUCUAUUCUCUUUGUGUUGUGUGCAAUGAUACGUUUGAGUUUGGACUUCAGAGUGCGCGCCCAGAUACCUUGCCUGGCCCUGCUUUGUCAGGCUGACCGCGAGUCAUCGGAAGUCUUUUGUCGCGGCGUGACAGCGUGACGGUGACGGUCAUGUGAGUCAUCGCGACGCGGGGUGCCGACGCGUGGCGCGUCGUGGUUUGGUUUCCAACAGCCAUCAUAAAAGCCAAGUCCUCCGCCUUCUGUUUUCCUCGGUCUUCCACACCACAUACUAUCUCGCACAAGCAUCGUCGAAAGCACGCCUCUCAUCAUGGUCUCCCAUGUUCGCCCUGGCCCUUUGCAACCAUACGACAUCCGCCUCUUCUCGGCCACUCCGAGCGCCCCAGGGACGCCGUCGCGUCCUCACAAACGCCCUCAUUCACCGGGUAUCGGGUCGCUGGACAGUCCUGCGAAGAGGAGGUUGAAGGCCGCUGAAGGGAUCACUUCUCCAAAGUACACAAAGAGCCCGCUCUCCGGGUCUAGCAGUAGCGCCAGGUUCGCACCUGCACAUUUCCACGCUCUGCUACAAGGCCCGGACAGCCCCGCCAAGAGACUCGACUUUGGUUCGGACGCUUCGGACUCUACUGCUUGCGAAGGUGGUGGUUCUGGGACCCCGCGGAGGAGCCCCAAGCGGACGCCGAGCGCGAGCGCGAGCACUCAGACCACGACGAGUAUGCGCCGCUCGACUCGGCUGGCCGCACGUCGGGCCUCGCGGUCUCCCUCGGCCUCUGGCCUAAGGAGUCCGUCGGAGUCUGACCACAACGCUGGGCACGCUCAGUCUGGCUCGGAUGAUGAACGUACCGCUGCCAUCCGCGUUCUUACCAUCGCGCCGUUGCUCAUUCCGCGCGUGGUUAUACCCCCCGACCGACAGUCCAUUCACUACCCUGGAUUCGACAUCUAUCAAGAUCCUCACAUUCUCGUCCCAGUGGCUUCUAGUUCAUCGCCCGACCCUGCUUCCACGCCGUACUAUGCCGAUCAGGAACACGACAAGGAGAACGUCGCUCCCCGACGGAAUUCCAGUAAGAAAUUGGCCACUCCGGUUACACCUUCAGAGACGGCGUGGCUCAAGGCUGGUCUCCUGUCUCCUACGGCGAAGGGCAGCGUGAAGAAGCCUGUUCCUGCUUCUCCGCACCCCAAGCACGUACACGACUACCUGACAACGCCGAAGGAGCGCGCCUUGAGGCCGGUAGCUAGUCCCGCAGCCACUCUCGUUGGGACCACCCCCGGCCGUACUCCACUCGGCAAGGAGGAACGGAAGCUGAUGAGGCGUGCCAUGGAGGAGGAAUUGGACGAUGUCGAUGGUGACGAUGAGUAUCUUCAGUGAUUCCGUCGUGCUUUGCAUCUUAGGUAUCUUGUUCGGUCUUGGCUCCUUCUCUCGUUCCCCGUCCACAUACACCCUCGCAACAGGAACUGUUGUGUUGUCACCACACGCUACCAUGCUCCAUCUCACCUCAUGCUACUACUCUACGCCUUUACGCCCUACCGCGCAUGUAUUGCUACGCGCUCGUUCGGCUGUGAUCUGGGCCGACUCUGACGACUGACCAUCUCUCGAUUUGGAUCGCUCGAGGUCUUACGCGUAGCACUUAUCGAUUUGUACGAGUC
Molecule: messenger RNA, 2910 nt
Organism: Dichomitus squalens LYAD-421 SS1
Lineage: Eukaryota; Fungi; Basidiomycota; Agaricomycetes; Polyporales; Polyporaceae
Product: ATP-dependent RNA helicase FAL1
Exons: 9
Coding region: 22-1215 (397 amino acids)
Cellular component (GO): nucleolus; catalytic step 2 spliceosome
Molecular function (GO): RNA helicase activity; mRNA binding; ATP binding
Source: RefSeq, a predicted model, not a curated record